Molecule: messenger RNA, 1638 nt
Organism: Daphnia carinata
Lineage: Eukaryota; Metazoa; Arthropoda; Branchiopoda; Diplostraca; Daphniidae
Product: collagen alpha-1(II) chain-like
Exons: 12
Coding region: 128-1552 (474 amino acids)
Source: RefSeq, a predicted model, not a curated record
AACUCCGCCUCUACCAACGCCCUGAAGAACGAAACAAGAAAGUUAAGAGUAUUCUCAGUCCGACCUGGCUGGGCUCAGUUGCCUAGCGGACGCUGGCCGAUCGUGUGGAACCAAACGACCGGAAGUCAUGAAACUCAUAGUAAUAUUUUGUGUGUUGGUGAUCUUAACGACCACCUUCGCUUACCCAACAACGUUUCUGAAGGGACAAAGAAGAAAAGAGUUGAACAACACCUUCGUAGGUGAUGACGAUUAUGGGUGGUACGCACCAAUGGCGAUGAUACUCACCCCUUUAUCAUCAGAAAGCGGAGGCCUUGUCAAACACCGACCAGGUUCUCGAUUCCCUGCUGACUGGAACAUCCCGCCGAACUGGUCACUUGAUCCAUGGGCGCAUCGUCUCCAACAACCACCUGCAUAUCAUUAUGGUCAUACACGGUUUCCAGCGGUUCCCUCACCGUACGACGAUUUACACGAGAAUCAAUGGACUCGAAUAAUGUGGUCCUUGAUGACGACAGGUGCCGUUUACCUACCGAAGAAAGCAGUGAGUGAAAUCAAUGCGGAUUCCAAUUCCAAACACAGUUGGCCUCUGGCUUCAGGCGGUAUAGCUGAAUCCCGCACGCCACAAGUUGUCGAAAAAAUCAAGAAACAAAGUCCGCUUCCGUGGUUAGUCAAUCUGGCAGGUCCGCCAGGUUUGCCAGGUUCCGACGGGGUAGACGGUGUCGACGGGCGAGAUGGUAAAGACGGCAAAGAUGGAACACCUGGGCCUGCAGGCCCACCGGGUACUAAAGGAGACACGGGCAUACCCGGGAAAGACGGACGUGAUGGGCUGAUUGGGCCUCCAGGAAUUGUUGGUCCUAUAGGGCCACCAGGCCAGCAAGGUAUUCAAGGAUUGCACGGGCCACCAGGACCUCAAGGCGUACCAGGAGAAAAAGGAGAAGAUGGCAAGGACGGACGUGAUGGGUCUGACGGGACGGACGGAAAAGAUGGUACUAAUGGUGGGCCCGGUCCGGCAGGGCCUACUGGAACUCCAGGACAGUUCGGAAAAGACGGACAAGAUGGCCAACCUGGAGUUGCAGGACCACCAGGUCCUGCUGGCCAAGACGGAAAGGACGGCAAAGACGGUGAGGACGGUAAAGAUGGCAAAGAUGGUCAACCAGGACCACCUGGUCCGCCUGGUACACCUGGAAAAGACGGUAAGGACGGCACGUCGGGAACAGCCGGACAAACUGGACAAUAUGGACAGGAUGGACAAGACGGUCAGGCAGGCUCCCCAGGUCCAGUCGGGCCGGGAGGUACACCUGGAACCGGCGGUACAGAUGGUCAAGCAGGCUCAGGAGGUAUUCCAGGCGUCCCUGGAACGGCUGGAACAAGUGGAAUUCCAGGUAUACCAGGAAUACCGGGAGUGGCUGGCGAUGCAGGUGAUCCGGGUGCCGCUGGUCCUGCCGGUGCAGCAGGUACUGCAGGAGCAACUGGAACAUCAGGUACGGCAGGUUCACCAGGAUCACCCGGUUCACCGGGCGCUCCAGGAGCCCCUGGUGCGGCCGGACGUCGUUAAUCGUUUUGAACGUCAUUUGCAUUUUAAACUUCCAUCCAAGAUUUCCAAGUGCUGGCAAACUGGAUUGUAUGAAUGCAUUAAACAUC